AUGGCACAGCGUUGCAUCCAGACAUCAAAGUCAAUGCGAAAGGCCGAACAAUUAGCACCGCUUCGUAACACAGCAUGCCCGAUCGGACUAGGCAAACAACGACUCAUGCUCGGACAUAGAAACCCUAAGAUCGUAGGGAUAAUCCACAAUCACGACAAACAUCUUAAUCACCUCUUCAGCAGGAUGCUGUCUCCAGCAGUCAUUUUCCGGGCGGGGCUUUUGGACAUCGCUCCCUCCACCAGGCCUCGAUAA
Ramularia collo-cygni is the source of this 252-nucleotide messenger RNA. RefSeq lists its product as uncharacterized. The transcript has 4 exons. The record is from RefSeq and is a predicted model, not a curated record. NCBI's taxonomy places the organism in Eukaryota, Fungi, Ascomycota, Dothideomycetes, Mycosphaerellales, Mycosphaerellaceae. Bases 1 to 252 code for a protein of 83 amino acids.